Molecule: messenger RNA, 5374 nt
Organism: Corvus hawaiiensis (hawaiian crow)
Lineage: Eukaryota; Metazoa; Chordata; Aves; Passeriformes; Corvidae
Gene: AAK1
Product: AP2 associated kinase 1
Exons: 22
Coding region: 555-3386 (943 amino acids)
Biological process (GO): protein phosphorylation
Molecular function (GO): protein kinase activity; ATP binding
Source: RefSeq, a predicted model, not a curated record
UUCCCGCCGCGCUGUGGGGCGGGGGGGCGCACCGAGCGCUCCGGGACAGGACAUUCUGGGACGCGGCAUCCCGGAACGGGGCGGAGCGGGACGGGACAGCCCGCGACGGGACACGCCGGGGCGGCGAGGCCAGGCCGGGCCCUGCAGCUGGCGGAGGCGCGGGGGCGGUGCUCCCGACGGCAGCCGGGACUUCCUGUGCCGGCCCAUUUCCUGGUCGGAUGGGGCCGGCGGGGGGCGGCGGCGGUGGGGUCGGUCCCUGUCCCUGACGGGCUCGGUGGCCGCCGGUGACGCCGCCAGGCAGCGAUGCGGGCCCCGGGCCCUGCCGGCAGCCGGCCCCCGCCGUGACCCGGUGGGGCUGCGCACGCCGGCCCCGCGGGGCGCAUGGAGGCACCCGCCGCCCUCUGCGAGGUGUGAGUCCCCGGCGGACAGCGCGGCUCGGCCCCGCCAGGCGAGCGGCCCCGGGCCCCCCUCAGCGGCCGCGGCAGGAGCCAGGAGGGGCUCGGGACCUGACAGCGGCAUCGCCCCCAUCGCCGGCAGCUGCCGCCUCCUGAGACAUGAAGAAGUUCUUCGACUCGCGCCGGGAGCAGGGCGGCUCCGGGCCCGGGUCGGGCACCAGCGGCGGCGGCGGCGGCAGCAGCGGCCCGGGCAGCGGCUACAUCGGCCGGGUCUUCAGCAUCGGCCGGCACCAGGUCACUGUGGACGAGGUGCUGGCGGAAGGUGGCUUUGCAAUCGUGUUCCUGGUGAGGACGAGCAAUGGGGUGAAGUGUGCCCUGAAAAGGAUGUACGUCAAUAACGAGUACGACCUGCAGGUCUGCAAGAGAGAGAUCCAGAUCAUGCGAGAUCUGUCUGGCCACAAGAACAUUGUGGGGUACAUCGACUCCAGUAUCAACUCCGUCAGUAGCGGGGACGUGUGGGAAGUGCUGAUCCUCAUGGACUUCUGCCGGGGGGGGCAGGUGGUGAACCUGAUGAACCAGCGCCUGCAGACCGGCUUCACCGAGAGCGAGGUCCUGCAGAUCUUCUGCGACACCUGCGAGGCCGUGGCCAGGCUGCACCAGUGCAAGACUCCCAUCAUCCACAGGGAUCUGAAGGUUGAAAACAUCCUGCUGCAUGACCGUGGCCACUACGUCCUGUGUGACUUUGGAAGUGCUACUAACAAAUUCCAGAACCCUCAGACAGAAGGGGUGAAUGCGGUCGAGGAGGAGAUCAAGAAGUACACGACGUUAUCCUACAGAGCACCAGAGAUGGUCAACCUAUACAGUGGCAAACUCAUCACUACAAAAGCAGACAUAUGGGCCCUGGGCUGUUUGCUGUACAAGCUGUGCUACUUCACCCUGCCCUUCGGGGAGAGCCAGGUGGCCAUUUGUGAUGGCAACUUCACCAUUCCAGACAAUUCCCGGCACUCCCAGGACAUGCACUGCCUCAUCCGGUAUAUGCUUGAGCCAGACCCCGAUAAGAGACCUGACAUUUAUCAGGUCUCCUACUUUGCAUUCAAACUGGCCAAGAAGGACUGCCCGGUGCAGAAUGUCCAGAACUCUCCAAUCCCUGCGAAACUCCCAGACCCAGUUAAAGCAAGUGAAGCUGCUGCAAAGAAGAGUCAGCCAAAGGCCAGGCUCACAGACCCCAUCCCUACGACAGAAACGUCCAUAGCACCCCGCCAGAGACCUAAAGCAGGACAGACCCAGCCCAACCCUGGAAUUCUGCCCAUCCAGCCAGCCCUGACGCCCAGGAAGAGAGCCACAGCCCAGGCAGCCAUUCAGCCACAGGGCCCGGCUGCCCUGGGCAGUGCCCAGCCCUCGCUCCCUGCCAGCACCCCCCAGCCAAAAGCAGCCCCCCAGCAGCCUCCAGCCCAGCCCCCGGCCAAACCAGCAGCAGCGCCCCAGGCACAGCCCCAGGUCCCCUCAACACAGCCCCAGGCCACCCCUCAGCAUCAGCAGCAGCUUUUCCUGAAGCAGCAGCUCCUGCAGCAGCAGCAGCAGCAGCAGCAGCAGCAGCAGCAGGCUGCCUACUUCCAGCAGCAGCAGCAGCAGAUGAUGCAGGCACAGCAGGUUCAAACCUCUCACCCGGCGGUUGUUUCCCAGUUCCCAGUGAUGCAGCAAGGAGCACCCGCGCAGCAGCAGCUGAUGCAGAACUACUACCAGCAGCAGCAGCAGCUGAUGGCCCAGCAGGCAGCCAUGCAGCAGAAGACCACAGCAGCAGCAGCUCAGCAGAAGCAGCAGCCGCCGGCGCAGCCCCAGGCCCAGCCCAGCGCGGCCGCACCGGCGCAGCCGCAGGAGCAGGGGGCACAGGCGAGGCAGCAGCAGCAGAAGGCUCAGGGCACGGCCCCCGCGCAGGGGCAGAAGCUGGGCUCGCUCACCCCGCCGUCCUCGCCCAAGGCGCAGCGCGCGGGGCACCGCCGCAUCCUCAGCGACGUCACCCACAGCGCCGUGUUCGGGGUGCCCGCCAGCAAAUCCACCCAGCUGCUGCAGGCCGCGGCCGCCGAGGCCAGCCUCAACAAGUCCAAAUCUGCUUCCACCACGCCCUCGGGCUCGCCAAGGACCUCUCAGCAGAAUGUCUACAACCCCCCCGACGUGUCCACGUGGAACCCCUUUGACGAUGACAACUUCUCCAAGCUCACAGCUGAGGAGCUGCUGAACAAGGACUUUGCAAAGCUGGGGGACGGGAAAGCUCCAGAAAAGGCAGGCAGUUCCACAGAGAACUUGAUCCCGGGUUUCCAGCCGGCUGCGCCCGCAGCCCAGGCGGACGCGUUUGGUGGCUCUUCCUUCACUGCUGGGCCAGCUGAAAAAACGAAAGACAUUCUGAGUUUGGACUCUAGCCCUCCUCUUCUGACUGUGCCUGAUCCUUUCAUUCCUCUCCCGUUAUCCGACACGCCAGAAAAACUGAUUGAGGGACUCAAAUCUCCUGAGCCUGCGCUCCUGCUCCCCGACCUCCUGCCUGUCGCUGACCCCUUCGGUAGCACGUCAGACGCUGUCAAUGGAAAACCUGACGUAGCUGUGGAGAGCCUCAUCCCAGGGCUCGAGGCCCCGCUGCCGCAGCGCCUCGUAUCCCAGAGCGAGUCGGUGGCCUCCAACAGAACAGACUCUCUCACUGGGGAAGACUCUCUGCUUGACUGUUCUCUGCUCUCUAACCCUGCUGCUGACCUCCUGGAUGAGUUUGCUCCCGUAGCUUUUGCAGCUCAGCCUCACAAAGAAGAUACUAACCUGAUAUCAGGCUUUGAUGCUCCUGAGGGCUCUGAAAAAGUGACAGAAGAUGAGUUUGACCCAAUUCCAGUGUUGAUAUCCAAAAAUUCACAAGGUGGGCAUUCUAGAAACAACAGUGGAAGCUCUGAGUCCAGUCUUCCCAACAUAGCCAGGUCUUUGCUGCUGGUGGAUCAGCUCAUAGACCUGUAGCAGUGACACAGUAGCAGACGCAGUUUCUGUAACGUACCCAAACCUCCGGUUUCGUUGCCAGAAGAGUUUCCUUCCGUUGUGCUUCUUUGGGGCUUUGCUUUGUUUUUUGGUUUUUUUUCUUAAUUAAGAGAAAAGUCUGCCAACAGGAGACAGUCACCCACCUCUCUCCCUGUCUUCCCGUGCCCUGGGGCAGAUUCUGGCUCAGUUCUCCAGGUAGCCUGUUCUCUCUAAAGCUGGUAAAGCCCUGGGGGGGUUCCCUCUGCACUGUCCCAUGGUCGUGUCCAGGGGAGCACCGUGGGGAGCCCUCCUGUCCCUGCUCAGGGAGCUGUGGCUGCUCUGUGACCCUGCACCAGCCUCCUCUCCCCGGAGCAGGGCGUGAACAGCGCGUCCCAAUCUUUGCUUGGUGCUUUUGGCUGUGGUUUUGGUUCUGUUCCCUUUCCCCAGGGCUGGGCAGGAGCAGGGGCCAGGUGACAGUGGUAGGGACAUCCCUCAGCUGCAGGACACGGGGUAGGAGAGCUGGUGGCUCUGAAUUGCUUCAGAGGAGGAGGAAGCCCCGAGUUCCUCUGGAGCAGUCCGGCCAUACUCUGGUGAUGGUGCACAUGAAGAAUUUUCCAGCUGCCCCCAGCUCGUGGUUUGCUGUAACAAUCCUGCUGGGACAAACUGCACUUCCUGGGGGAGGGAAAACCAGAGAAAAGGAAAAAUAGAGAAAAGAAAAAAGAAAAAACCAGAUUGUUAAAGCUGCAGAAAUGACCCUAAGUGAAACGUAACGAGGUUUUGAACCAAAUCCAUGUGAGUAUGGCUGUGACUAGUGUUUCACUGACCUUUUUUUGGGUGAAAAGGGCGCUGUGGCAGCAGCAGAUGUAUUUUCUGUGACUUCUUUUCUGUGUUUGACUGGAAAAAAAGAAAAUCCCCUCAGCCUACUGUAAAUUGUGUAUGAAACAAAUUGUCCUACGGUUGUUUGUCUAUUUUUAAUCCUGGUUUUAGUCAAGCAUCUGGUAUCUGUUCUGAGUUCUCCAUUUUCUCUCGUAACUGCUAUAGUGCACCCCAGUUCAGUAUGGAGCCAUUGUUUCAGUAGACAAAGAUUCCUGUGGGCCUUUCUCCACCCCAGUCUCUGUGAACACGCAUGCACUUGGUUCAGGUCGUUUGAAAUCAGUGCUGCUACAACUCGAUGGGUUCUCCCUUUUCUUUCCCCCUUCACACGCUUGGUUUGUCGAUAGCUGGAUACGCUCAACUCGUUUUCCUUGGCUUAUCAUGAAGUCCGGAAUUUCUAUCUCGUAUUUGAAAGCCCUCUCUGAGCAGAAGGACUCUUCCUCUGUAGUGGAAUUCUCCCCAGCUUCCUGCUCCCUGUGUUUGUGUUUGUAGCUGUAUUAGUAACAGUGCAGUUCCCACGUGCGAAAGUGCGAGCGACUGAAUGUGUCUGUGCUGACCUCGCUGAGAAGGGAAGAACCCCAAGUUUGUGACUCCUCCUUUCCUCUCUCCAUCUCCUCCCCACCCCAACACUUAGUUUAACAAAUUCUGUACAUAGAACUCCCAUCGGUUGUGUCUCUACAUUACCCUUCUUUUAAAACCUACACUUAUUAAUAAAAGUAUUGCUUAAGUGUGUUGUAUCAUUACAUGUGUAUACUGCACUUUCCAAGAGAAGCUUUACAUGAGAACUAUGGAAAUGACCUUAGUAAAAUUGUGGAUAGAACUUUAUUAUUUUUUUGUUUUAUAUUCCUAAAGCACAGGCAAGCUGGACUGGAAAACAUGAAGACGCUAUAGAUAGAAAGUUAUUGUAUAGUCAGAUACUGAGAUUAUAUGAAAAGAGAAUGGAUUUUAAAAAGUAACCAUCUACUGUAUAUUAGAAACAAAGAUUUCUGUGAAUUAAAGUACUUUUAAAGAAUGUUUAAGAUUUUAAAUCUAAUGGCGCUUGUUCAAGGGUUCUGGAAAAAAUGACAAAUGCACUGGGUUGUUAAUAAUGCUAUUAAAUAAGCAGAUGUGAAUGUUUA